CUAUUGGCUGGAUUAAAGAGCGACAGUGGGAGGUCGGCUGGGCGGGUGCUCCUGAAGGUGACGGCUCUCGCGCUGUGUUGGGGUCGUCUUUGUGGCAGCUGAGGGGAUUUCGGAGGGGAGGCUGUUGGUGCUGCUGAGGCCGGCGCGAGGGCAAAGAUGUUGGGCGGACGACAGCUGCCGAAGACGCUUCGGGUGUUAACUUAUGCAAGCAGAGGCUAUUCAUCACAGCAUGGUUUAAAUGAAGUAGUCAUUGUAAGUGCAGUCCGGACACCCAUUGGUUCUUUCCAAGGAUCCCUUUCCUCACAACCAGCCACUAAACUUGGUUCCAUUGCAAUCAGAGGUGCAAUUGAAAGAGCAGGUAUCCCUGCACAAGAAGUGAAAGAAGUCUACAUGGGGAAUGUUAUCCAGGCUGGGCAAGGACAAGCUCCUGCAAGACAAGCAACUCUUGGUGCAGGUUUACCAGUUUCUACUCCUUGCACGACUGUCAACAAAGUUUGUGCUUCUGGAAUGAAAUCUAUUAUGAUGGCAGCACAGAGUCUGACAUGUGGGAGUCAGGAUGUGAUGGUAGCUGGUGGAAUGGAGAGCAUGUCUAAUGUACCCUACACAAUGGGCAGAGGAGCAACGCCUUAUGGAGGAGUAAAGCUUGAAGACUUGAUUGUAAAAGAUGGCUUGACAGAUGUUUACAACAAAAUCCACAUGGGUAAUUGCGCAGAGAAUACUGCUAAGAAGUUUACUAUAUCACGAGAAGAUCAAGAUGCCUAUGCUAUAAAAUCUUAUACCAAAAGCAAGGAAGGUUGGGAUGCUGGAGUAUUUGCUACAGAAAUUGUACCAGUUACUAUUUCUCAGAAAGGGAAACCUGACACAGAGGUUAAAGAAGAUGAAGAGUACAAACGUGUUGACUUCAGCAAAGUUCCAAAGCUGAAGGCUGUUUUUCAAAAAGAAAAUGGAACAAUAACAGCUGCCAAUGCCAGUACAUUGAAUGAUGGAGCAGCUGCUUUAGUACUGAUGACUUCAGAAGCAGCCAAGAGGUUGAAUGCUAAACCAUUGGCUAAAAUAGUAGCUUUUGCAGAUGCUGCUGUUGAUCCUAUUGAUUUUCCAAUUGCGCCAGCACAUGCUGUUCCUAAGAUACUUAAUCAGGUAGGACUCAAAAAGGAAGAUAUUAAGAUGUGGGAAAUUAAUGAAGCUUUUAGUGUUGUUGUCCUAGCCAACAUUAAAAUGCUGGACAUUGAUCCACAUAAGGUGAACAUUCAUGGAGGAGCGGUCUCUUUGGGACAUCCAAUUGGGAUGUCUGGAGCAAGAAUUGUUGUUCACAUGGUUCAUGCGUUGAAGCAAGGAGAGUAUGGCCUUGCUGGAAUCUGCAAUGGAGGAGGUGGCGCAUCUACAGUACUGAUUCAAAAACUUUAGAUUCUAAUGUCAAGCCUAAAGGCCAAAACAAUCAAAUGGCUGUUACAUCUGUUUAUGGAAUUGCAGCACAGACACCUAAAAAUGCAGUUUCUAAAAAACUUUUUUUUUAACUGUAGCAUGCUUCACUGGUGACAGUGGUUUUUUAUACCAUAGGGACUAUAAAAUGUGGGUUAAACUUCAAUCAGAGACAAUAAAGACUAUAUAUGUAUCA
Rhineura floridana is the source of this 1615-nucleotide messenger RNA. RefSeq names its product acetyl-CoA acetyltransferase 1 (gene ACAT1). Gene Ontology annotation, biological process: fatty acid beta-oxidation. The record is from RefSeq and is a predicted model, not a curated record. Gene Ontology annotation, molecular function: acetyl-CoA C-acetyltransferase activity. The coding region runs from base 157 to 1404 and encodes 415 amino acids. NCBI's taxonomy places the organism in Eukaryota, Metazoa, Chordata, Lepidosauria, Squamata, Rhineuridae. The transcript is spliced from 12 exons.